AUGUCAGAUUACUGGUUGGAAUAUUUGGAUAAUCCAACAUUAUCGAUCUUCCCCUUCGAUUACUUGAGACCACAACAAAACAAAUCCGUUGAAAGUACUCAUGAAGUUAGUGUAUCCGGAGAUUAUUUAACAAGUUUGACUAUAUUCAUUGCUUUAAUCUAUAGAUUGACAGGUGAUGAAGAUAUAGUUAUUGCUACCAAUACUAAAGAUGAUGCCAAAGAAUUCAUUAUCAGAUUAACAGUAUCACCAUCUAUGACAUUCAAAGAAUUGAAAUCUAAAGUUGUUGAACAAUUCGAAACUAAUGUCGAAAAAUCCAAAUCUUUUGAAUCUUUAGAUGAAAUAGCUGAAAUUAUCAAAACCAAAAAAGGUACUGAAGAAUAUCCAAACUUGUUCAGAUUAUCUUUCGAAUAUUCUACCAACAAUAACCAUUUAUCCUCAUCAGUUAAAGGAUCAAUCAGAGAUUUAGGAGUAUUCUUCUCCCAAGAUAAAUUGAACAUUUUCUAUAAUGGUUUAUUAUUCAAACAAGAAAGAAUCAUCAUGUUUGGUGAUCAAUUUGUUCAAUUUCAAAAAUCCAUUGAACAAGAUCCUGAAGUAGCCAUUACUAAAGUGAACUUGAUCACUUCUUCACAAAAAGAUUUCUUACCUGAUCCAACCAUUGAUUUAGAUUGGUCUGGUUAUAGAGGUGCCAUUCAAGAUAUCUUUAUGGCCAAUGCCGAAAAACAUCCUGAAAGAACUUGUGUUGUUGAAACCAAAUCUUUCAUGGAUAAAAAUUCUAAAACUAGAACUUUCACCUAUAAACAAAUCAAUCAAGCUUCUAACGUUGUUGGUAACUACUUAGUCAAAACCGGUAUCAAAAAGGGUGACAUUGUUAUGAUUUAUGCUUAUAGAGGUGUAGAUUUAAUGAUUGCAGUUAUGGGUGUUUUGAAAGCUGGUGCUACUUUCUCAGUCAUUGAUCCAGCUUAUCCUCCAGCCAGACAAAACAUUUAUCUUUCUGUUGCCAAACCAAAAGGUUUAAUUGGUUUGGAAAAAGCCGGUGUUUUGGAUUCUUUAGUUGUUGAUUAUAUCAAAGAUGAAUUAGAUGUCAUUACUACUAUUCCUCAAUUGAAAAUCAAUGAUGAUAGUUCAUUACAAGGUGGUUUGAUUGAACAAGCAACUAGUGAUUGUUUAGGUGAAUAUGAACAAUAUGCUGACACUCCUACAGGUGUUAUUGUUGGACCCGAUUCUAACCCUACCUUAUCAUUUACCUCAGGUUCUGAAGGUAUUCCAAAAGGGGUUUUGGGACGUCAUUAUUCAUUAGCUUAUUAUUUCCCUUGGAUGUCUAAAAGAUUCAAUUUAAGUGAAAACGAUAAAUUUACUAUGUUAUCAGGUAUUGCCCAUGAUCCUAUUCAAAGAGAUAUGUUUACACCAUUAUUCUUGGGUGCUCAAUUAUUAAUUCCAACUGCUGAUGAUAUUGGUACUCCAGGUAAAUUGGCUGAAUGGAUGGCUGAAUAUGGUGCUACUGUUACACAUUUAACCCCAGCUAUGGGUCAAUUAUUAAGUGCUCAAGCCACCACACCAUUCCCCAAAUUACACCAUGCUUUCUUUGUUGGUGAUAUCUUAACCAAGAGAGAUUGUUUAAGAUUACAAUCAUUAGCUGAAAAUGUAUUCAUCGUCAAUAUGUAUGGUACUACUGAAACUCAAAGAGCUGUGUCAUAUUAUGAAAUUAAAAGUGCCAAAUCAGACCCUACCUAUUUGAAAGCUUUGAAAGAUGUUAUGCCCGCUGGUACUGGUAUGUAUAACGUUCAAUUAUUAAUUGUCAAUAGAAAUGAUACUUCUCAAACUUGUGGUGUUGGUGAAGUCGGUGAAAUUUAUGUUAGAGCUGCUGGAUUAUCUGAAGGUUAUAGAGGAUUACCUGAUUUAAAUGCUCAAAAAUUCAUCAACAAUUGGUAUGUUGAUGGAUCGAAAUGGGUUAAACAGGAUGAAGAAAAUGAUAAAGGAGAAGAAUGGAGAUCUCAAGGUUGGUUCAAACCAAGAGAUAGAUUAUACAGAACUGGUGAUUUAGGUCGUUACUUACCUGAUGGUAAUGUUGAAUGUUGUGGUAGAGCAGAUGAUCAAGUUAAAAUCAGAGGGUUCAGAAUCGAAUUAGGAGAAAUUGAUACUCAUUUAUCUCAACAUUCCUUAGUUAGAGAAAAUAUCACUUUAGUUAGAAGAGAUAAAGAUGAAGAACCAACAUUGAUUUCUUAUAUUGUACCAAAAGAUUGUGAAGAAUUGAAAACUUUCAAAUCUGAUAUCGAAGAUAAAGACAUUGUUGAAGAUCCUAUUGUUACUGGAUUAGUUCAAUAUAGAGAAUUAAUCAAAGAUAUCAAAGGUUACUUAAAGACCAGAUUAGCCAGUUAUGCUAUUCCAACAUUGAUUGUUCCUUUGGUCAAAUUACCUUUGAAUCCAAAUGGUAAAGUUGAUAAACCAAAAUUACCUUUCCCUGAUACUGCUCAAUUAGCUGCUGUAGCUACAAUCUCCAGAAGUAAUAACUCCGAGGAAGAUGAAUCAUUCAAUGAAGUUGAAGAAAUCAUUCGUGACUUAUGGAUUGAGGUUUUACCUAACAGACCGGCCACUAUUUCUAAAUCUGAUUCAUUCUUUGACUUGGGUGGACAUUCCAUCUUAGCUACUAGAAUGAUUUUCGAGUUAAGAAAGAAAGUUAAUGUUGAUAUUCCUUUGGGUAUCAUUUUCAGCAAUCCAACCAUCGAAUUGUUCUCUCAACAAGUAUCUAGCUACAUCAAAGGAGAUGAUUUUGAAUUAGCUAAUGGUUCAGGUAAUAGUGAAGACAAGAGUAGUGAAAAAGUUUCAUAUAGUGAAGACGCUAAAAAUCUUGUCAAAUCCAUGUUAUUACCAAAAUAUUCCACGUUACAAAGUUUAGACACUUCCAAGACAUUGAAUGUAUUUGUAACUGGUGUCACUGGAUUCCUUGGUUCAUUCAUUUUGAAAGAUUUAUUCGAAAAUGAAAAUUUAUCAGUCAAAAUAUAUGCUCAUGUCAGAGCCAAAGAUGAAGCUAGUGGGUUAGAUAGAAUCAGAAAAGCCGGUAAAACUUAUGGUGUUUGGAAUGAAAAAUGGGCACAAAACAUUGAAGUUGUCAUUGCUGACUUAGAAAAACCCCAAAUCGGUUUAACUGAUGAUCAAUGGACUAAAUUAGGUGAUACCAUUGAUGUUAUCAUCCAUAACGGUGCCUUCGUUCAUUGGGUUUAUCCAUAUUCUCAAUUAAGAGAUGCUAAUGUUAUUAGUUCCAUCAACUUAUUAAACUUAUGUGGUAUUGGUAAGAGUAAAUUUUAUUCCUUCGUUUCUUCCACUUCGACUUUAGAUACUGAUUAUUUCAUUAGAUUGUCUGAUAAAUUGAUCAGUCAAGGUAAAAACGGUCUUAGUGAAGAUGAUGAUUUACAAGGAGCUAGUACUGGCUUAGGUAAUGGAUAUGGUCAAAGUAAAUGGUCAGCUGAAUAUAUCAUCAGAGAAGCUGGUAAUAGAGGAUUAAGAGGAUCAAUCAUUAGAGCUGGUUAUGUUACAGGAUAUAGUAAAACUGGUGCUAGUAACACCGAUGAUUUCCUUUUAAGAAUGUUAAAAGGAUGUUGUGAAUUAGGAAUUUAUCCUGAAAUCGGUAACAAUGUUAAUAUGGUCCCAGUCGAUCAUGUUGCUAAGAUUGUUUCCGCAGUAUCAUUAUUCCCAUCAACUGAUAAAUUGGGAGUUGCUCAAGUUACAGCCCAUCCAAGAAUUACAUUCAAUGAAUUCUUAGGUGCUUUAACUGAUUACGGUUAUACUUUGAAACAAGAAGAUUAUCCAAUUUGGAAAUCAGAUUUAGAAAAUUUUGUUGUUAACAAAUCUAAAGAAUCUGCUUUAUUCCCAUUAUUACAUUUCGUCUUAGAUGAUUUACCAACUAACACCAAAGCUCCAGAAUUAGAUGAUACCAACACAUCUAAAUCUUUAGAUUUAUAUAAAACCAAUAAUGAAACCCCAAGAGGAGUUGAAAGACUGUUAAUGGGUACUUACAUUAGUUAUUUAGUUACCAUUGGAUUUUUACCAAAACCAACUAAAGAAGGUAAACCUUUACCAAAGAUUGAAUUAUCUCAAGAAACCAUGGAUUUGAUCACUUCAGGUUCUGGAGGUCGUUCCUCAGCUGCCAAAUAG
Yamadazyma jaroonii is the source of this 4149-nucleotide messenger RNA. Lineage: Eukaryota; Fungi; Ascomycota; Pichiomycetes; Serinales; Debaryomycetaceae. The record is from the annotation of a GenBank genome assembly.